Monopterus albus (swamp eel) is the source of this 1054-nucleotide messenger RNA. Its product is annotated as methyltransferase-like protein 12, mitochondrial. The coding region runs from base 238 to 1008 and encodes 256 amino acids. The transcript has 2 exons. The record is from RefSeq and is a predicted model, not a curated record. Gene Ontology annotation, molecular function: S-adenosylmethionine-dependent methyltransferase activity. NCBI's taxonomy places the organism in Eukaryota, Metazoa, Chordata, Actinopteri, Synbranchiformes, Synbranchidae.
AUGCAACACUUAAGAGCAUGGUUUGCUGGGGAGAGAUGUGCUUUACUUUUCACUUGCUCUGAUACAUGUGCUGUCGUGUUAUUGCAAGCAAAGAUCCGACAUUACAGAACAGAUGCUUUCUUGUUAUGGUUUUAGUGGGCGCGAGUAGUCGCUCUUAGUCAUGGGUGUUUGUGGUACUAGGAAAUACGGGCAGAGUGAGAACUCUUGUUGGACAAGUAGCAAAGUCGCUGAGGGAAAAUGGCUUCGCUUUUAAAGUGUUUGAGUUUGUCAGGCAGGCGAAUAGUAGCAUCUUGUGUGACUUUACGGUGUCAUUCUUCUCUGACAGAUGAGCUGAUUGAAAACAUGGAUAAGAAGACAACCUGGGACCGUUUCUACGCUGAGAGCAGCAGCAGGACACCCACCUUCAAGAAUUUUGAGUGGUUCUUUGGCUUUGAGGCUGUCCAGGACUUCAUUAUGCCACUCUUGCAGACUAAGUCUCAUUCAGAUGGCUGCCUCAAAGUCGUGGAUAUUGGAUGUGGAACUUCUGCUUUGGGGCCCUGUAUUUACAGACACUGUCUUCUCCCUGUCUGGGUGACCUGUGCUGACAUUUCACCCAUAGCUGUGCGACUAAUGCAGGAACAUGUCCAAGUCAAAGCCAUACAACCUCACAAUCUUUCUUCUCAGCUUGAGUUUGUAGAGCUGGACUGCAUGCGGCUUCACAAGUACUAUGGUUCUAACAGUGUGGACCUGAUAGUUGAUAAGGGCACCACAGACGCCUUAUUGAGGUCUAAGGAAGGGAAAGGGAAGGCCGGCCUGGUGCUGAACCAGUGUUUGAAGGUGUUGCGAAGCUCGGGAACUCUGCUCCAGUUCUCUGAUGAGGACCCUGAUGCCAGGCUGCUGUGGCUGGAGACUGAAGCACAGGAGCCCGGGGUGAUGGAAGCAGAUGUAGGCGUGCAGGAGGUCGGAGAGCUGAGGGGAGUGUGUUACUACUGCUACCAAGUGACUCCUCGUCUUGUUGUACAACAGUAAUGUUCUACCUCUGAGUGGUCAUAAUAUUAAAUCAGUAGACUCCUGA